Messenger RNA from Xenopus laevis (African clawed frog), 3471 nucleotides. RefSeq names its product solute carrier family 26 (anion exchanger), member 7 L homeolog (gene slc26a7.L). The transcript is spliced from 19 exons. Bases 496 to 2469 code for a protein of 657 amino acids. Gene Ontology annotation, biological process: transmembrane transport. The record is from RefSeq and is a predicted model, not a curated record. NCBI's taxonomy places the organism in Eukaryota, Metazoa, Chordata, Amphibia, Anura, Pipidae. Gene Ontology annotation, cellular component: membrane.
CACUGAUCUGGAUGAGCGACUGGAGGAUGUGCCGGCCGGUAUGAGUGGGACACAGGGGCAGUGAUCGGCUGCUGCAGCAACAUGGCAUCUCCCAGCUACACGUACGGAAGAAGAUAAAGAGGAAGGAGAGGCGGGAUGUAGGAAUAUGAAUAAGAAGGAGGAUAUUUGCAUGCCUGCAGCCUGCCAUGCAUGAACACUGUAACACACACACACACAUAGGGCUGCCCUUGUUUUUGCAUCACUGGCCCCUCCCACUUCAGCAAGGGGACAUAUAUUAAAAGAAGUACAGUUGGCUGAAGUCAGACUCACUGGGCCCGUUGCCAGGGCAGGAAAUGUAAGGUUACCCUCUCUCCCCCUGUAACGUUCCACUUGGAUGAGCUGCCUCCCUAAGUAAUGCAGGAGUUUGGGAGAAACUAGACUGUGCUGCUCUACUUAGUGGCCACAACACAUUUACUCUCUCCCCUUUCUUCUUCUACGGCUCCUGGUACCAGUAACAUGCACAGAUCCAAGAGGCAGAGAUGGUUUUCUUCCACGUGGGAGCGGCUUUCCAACAUCGGCUUGUCAGAUGUGGCUCUCUGGUUCCGCAGAAGAUUGCCCAUUUUAGAGUGGGCCCCCAAGUACAACGUGCGGGAGAGUCUGCUUCCAGACACAGUCUCCGGGCUGAUGCUGACAGUGCAACAAGUAACUCAAGGACUUGCAUUUGCUGUAAUGUCGUCAGUCCACCCAGUAUUUGGAUUAUACGGAUCCUUCUUCCCUCCAUUAAUAUACGCAGUUUUUGGCAUGGGCCGCCACCUUGUCACAGGAACAUUUGCCAUCACGUCCCUGAUAUCGGCCAGUGCAGUUGAACGGCUGGUCCCUCCGUACAGCGGAAAUGUCAGCAACUCUUCAUUGGGUCCUCUGGGCUUAUCGGAUUAUGAGAUGCAAAGAAUUGGCGUUGCUGCGUCUGUUACCUUUCUAGGCGGAAUCAUUCAAAUCUGCCUCUUUGUGUGCAAUCUGGGCUGCGCCACUUUCCUUCUGUCGGAGCCAGUUGUUAGUUCAAUGACGACGGGAGCAGCUACGCAUGUGGUGACGUCACAAGUGAAGUACCUGCUAGGAUUGAAAAUGCCUUAUAUCUCAGGGCCCUUGGGGAUGUUCAAUAUCUAUAUUUACAUACUGAAAAACAUCACAAAUGCAACAGUUGCAGCAGUGAUUAUAUCCAUUAUCUGCCUCGUGGUGCUUGUCUUGGUAAAAGAGUUAAAUCAACGAUAUAAAAGUAGAAUAAGAAUGGAGAUUCCCAUUGAUUUGAUACUGAUAAUUUUAACAUCUCUCGUGUGUUAUUUUGUUAACAUGGAACAAGGUUAUGAUCUCGAGGUUGUGGGACACCUUCCGCAAGGGAUCCCAGUACCACAAGCUCCACCAAUGGAUAUAUUAUCCGACAUUCUUGUUGAAGGCUUUAGCGUUGCUUUGGUUGGAUACACAGUUUCAAUAUUCCUUGUUUAUAACUCUGCCAAAAAAUUCAAGUACUCUGUUGAUGAAAACCAGGAACUUCUGGCUAAUGGUUUGACCAAUGUGAUCCCUUCCUUUCUGUUCUGCAUACCCAAUGCAGGAGCUCCGGCACGGUCAUUUGUCUUGUUUAGCAAUGGAGCAAAAUCCCAGGUAGCUUGUUUAAUAUCAUGCGUUCUGAUACUACUGGUUAUUUAUGUUAUUGGGCCAUUUCUGUACUGGCUGCCAAUGAGCGCGCUGGCAUGUAUCAUUGUUGUGGCAUUAAAAGGAAUGCUCAUUCAGUUCAAUGACCUGAAGAAAUACUGGAACGUGGAUAAAGUCGAUUGGGCAAUAUGGAUAUGCACAUAUGUGUUUACCAUAUGCUUUGCUGCAAAUAUAGGACUGCUGUUUGGAGUUCUAUUCAGUAUAGCUUUGGGAAUGUUACGACUGAGCAGAGCCAAAACGCUGCAUUUGGUUCAUUGGGAUGCAGAGUACAACAAAAUGCUGGAAGAUCUAAAUUCCGGAUUUUUCCAGAAUGUGAAAAUAGUUUCUGUUGGUAUGCCUUUAUUGUUCCUCAAUGUCAAAAAGUUCCACGCGGAUAUGCUGAAAAUGAAUAACAAACUCACAGGAAAUAUUGUCCCUAAGAAGAAGACAGAUUUGUUACUGAGCCCUGUGUCCAAUGGGGACAGUAAUGGUGAACCCCCGACUCUUCAACCUCAACCUCAAAGAUCCGAGAGUUACACUUUAAUCUUGGACUGCAGCGGAAUUACAUUUUAUGACUAUACUGGAGUAACUAUUCUCACACAGAUGUGUUUGGAAUUAAAAGGACAGGGGACAACGGUGCUGCUCACAGGCUGCAGUGACUCCUUAGUCAGAGCACUUCAGUACUGUGGACUUGAAUCCAAAAACCAAACUUUUCUAGACUCUGUGAAUUCAGCACUUAGUUCACUGCAUUUGCAAACGAGCCGGACAUCAAACUUUGAAGCCAUUGAUUCAACAAGUGUCUAAAGCUAUUUUGGAAUACCUGCACUGAAUCAUAUCUGGAUCUCAUUGACGGAUCACUCAUCCAAUUGAGGUUUUUCUCCAUGUUCAUACUGGUCGCUGAAGACGCUUGGUCUGAUUGGUGCUAAGGUGAUCCACUGACCUCAGCAGGCAGGCCGGGUUUUCUUGUGGGUGUCCGAGCACUGAGAGAAGCUGAAAGGGCACAUCACAACACUGGAUUGAACUUCACAGAUUCAUUUAUUCAACAACUGAACAGCGAAUGGACUGAAUGUCACAAGGCUGCCUUCUUCCCACUGGGACCUUUAUGCAGAACCUAGUCUUUUCUAAUAAAUACUGUUCAAUUUGGAUAAUAUUCAUUCCUUCCCUCCUGAGGAUUCAUAUCAACCACCUACUGAGGAUUUUGGAAAUUGUCUGGAUCUUGUCUGGAUAUUCUCUGGAUCUUGUCUGGAUAUUGUCCGGAUAUUGUCUGGAUCUAGUCCGGAUCUUGUCUGGAUCUUGUCUGGAUCUUGUCUGGAUAUUGUCUGGAUCUUGUCUGGAUCUUGUCUGGAUCUUGUCUGGAUAUUGUCUGGAUAUUGUCUGGAUAUUGUCUGGAUCUUCUCUGGAUCUUGUCCGGAUAUUGUCUGGAUCUUGUCUGGAUAUUGUCUGGAUCUUGUCCGGUUCUUGUCUGGAUCUUCUCUGGAUAUUGUCCGGAUAUUGUCUGGAUAUUGUCCGGAUAUUGUCUGGAUCAUGAAGGAUAGACCUGAUGGGAAUAGACGGGAAAAAUGCUUGUGUAAAAUCAAUCAGUCCAUAAUUAUUUGUGCAACAUGUAAACCCGCACUUUCUUGUAAAUACAAAUAUGUCACACUACCAAUGAUAAAAGGAAAUUUUAAGCCAUAAACUUUCAAAAAUUUGAACUUUUGAAUUAAUUUGUUCUUAAUAAGAAAGCCUUAUAACUAAAGGAAAUGUAAAGCAUCAAACAAACUGAAGGGGUGGUUUGCCUUAAAGUUAACUCUUAGUAUGUUACAGAAU